This is a messenger RNA of Aspergillus calidoustus, 690 nucleotides long. The record is from the annotation of a GenBank genome assembly. Lineage: Eukaryota; Fungi; Ascomycota; Eurotiomycetes; Eurotiales; Aspergillaceae.
AUGCUAUUUCCAUUGCUCGCUAAGAGGAAGAGUGUCUAUAUAGGCCGACAUCUCUCUCGAGCCUUUACAUCUCAAGUCAAAGUCAAACAAGUAUACUUUUCCUGCAAACCUCACCUACCUGUUUCUAUUCCAAGCUACACAACCAUGGGAUCUUCAGCGAGCUUCAAGUGGCGCUCACAACGUUUAUCUCUCUGCCUGCGCUUCGUUACGAUAGUCGCCUCUUUAGCGGCUGUCAUUUCCUUUGGAUACACGCAAGACCUGCAUGACAGAGAUGUCUUGACGGCAGCAGAUCUUGGUCAUCCCGUAAUCGCCCCAGUCACAGGAACGACCGAAUACGCACUCGUCUGGUCCCUCAUAAUAUUCUCAGUCGAACUGGCCACCCCCGCUCCCAUCCAUCCAGGCAUUUACAUCGCCUUUGACUUCAUCGCCUUCGCUGCCGUGUCCGUCGCCUUAUGUUUGUACCUCGCGAUCAUGGAGCCAUACUACACGGGUGGAUACACUUGUGGCCGCACAGAACCGGACUGCAAUGGCAAGCAGGCUGCGUAUGUCGAGCACUUUGGUACGGCGGUGGGCUUCGUCGCUGUUAUAAUUCAUUUCGGAUUCUUUGUCUGGGCUUGCCGUGCGACAGAUAAACUGCGCAAGAGUCUACGCGUCGCGAAGACGCAGGAUCCCAGCAAAGGUUUCGCUUGA